Molecule: messenger RNA, 2103 nt
Organism: Lodderomyces elongisporus
Lineage: Eukaryota; Fungi; Ascomycota; Pichiomycetes; Serinales; Debaryomycetaceae
Exons: 1
Coding region: 1-2103 (700 amino acids)
Biological process (GO): chromatin remodeling; transcription elongation by RNA polymerase II
Cellular component (GO): RSC-type complex
Molecular function (GO): protein binding; chromatin binding
Source: RefSeq, a predicted model, not a curated record
AUGCCACCAAAAAGAAAAGUCUCUACAGGUGUGUCAGGACCAGAACCUGCGCAUGCACCAGCACUGGGUUCAGAAAGCCCUCAGCUUAAAAAACAAAAACCGCAACAGCCUGGAAAGCACUCUGUCAGCGCAACGAAAAAGUUUUAUCAAUCGACUUUGGAUCGUAUACACACUUUACAAGAGGGUGAUGAGCUAUUAGCUGCAGCUUUCAUCAAAUUACCGUCAAAGAAAUUUUAUCCGGAUUACUAUCAUCUUAUUAAAAGGCCGGUAUCUGUCAAUGAAAUACAAAAGAGAGUGAACUUGCGGUAUACUGGAGAGUCUACGAGCGAGUUUUUGGAUGAUUUCAAGCUCUUGUGGGAAAAUGCAGCUACAUAUAACGACGUGGAUUCAUGGAUUGUAAAGAAUGCGAAAAAAUUGUUUGAGUUUGUUCAGGAUCAAGUGGCUAAGUUUGAAAACACAGCCUCGUCUCAAGAAGAAGAAGAAGAAGAAGUAGAAGAAGCAGUAGUAGUAGAAAAAGGAAGAGAGAUUGAGGAGGGUGCAGACGCUACAUCAGAAGCUGAAUCUGGUAUUAAAAAACUUAGACCUACCAAACUCAAGUUGAAGAUACCAAAACACAAUAUAGAGGCACCAUCGAAGAGAAAAAACAAUGGCGGAGAGAAUAAGACUUUUUCAUUAUCCACGCUUACGAACGAAUGUUUGAAUGUGUUGGAAGACGUGAUCAAGCACGAAUUUAAGGAUAUUGGUGUUCUUAGUUACAUCUUUAUGGAGGAAGUUGACCAAAGUUUAUACACUGAUUAUUCUAAAUACGUGAAAAAGCCGAUGGCAUUCAAUACAGUAAAGAAACUUUUGAACACGCAAAAGUUGUUCAAUUCGAAGCAGUCUUUGAGUGACAACUUGCAAAUAUUCCACGAUACUGUGGCUCUCAUUUUUUCCAAUGCUAGAGCUUAUAAUAACGAAGGGUCGCAGAUAUCACAUGAUGCCACCUUGUUGGAGAAGUACUUUGAAACCCAGUAUGGAAUAUUGAAGACAAAGGUGCAUGAAGUAUUGGAAAAACAGCAACGAGAAGAAGACGUGCAACAGCAGCAGCAGCAGCAACAACAACAACAACAUCCAAAGUUGAAGAUUAGCCUUACACGUCCAUCUACUGAGAGGAAAACUAAAAAGGUGAAAGAUGAACCAAAAGUAAGUCAAACUGAGCAAACUUCAAAAUCUGUUUCUGAAGUAAAGAAGGAAGAAAAGGCUCAGCACCUACAGAACCAUGAGGCACAAGCUCAAUUAACUCAAGUACAGCCAGCAACUACAGAAGCAAUGGUUGUUGCGCCUCCUUCCGUAUCCACUUUAGAGAAAACUUCAGCGGAAGUCAAAUCAUCAGCAGAGGUUGCAGCUGAUAAAACCGCAGAGAACACAAUGGGCAGAUCAGAGCCAACACUACUAGAAAGCAACCUAAUCAUCCAAGAGUCAUCGAUUUAUUCGUCGCCAUCAUUGUCUCAACAUCUAGCAAAAUACGUCGACCAGCAAGUUUCCUCAUCUAUUUUGUCGCCACUAGUUUCCAGAGAGUCGAUAAUCAAACAAGCAUUGUUUCCCACGCUAGCGAAACAACCAUUGGCAACGAUGUUUUCAUAUAAAUUUCCUGCAAAUGGAUUUGUUGACCAUUCUUAUUCCGUUGUCUUACCCGCUGAUGUUCUGCCGUUUAUCUCAUUCAAGGUAUCAUUACACCAUCAUCUUUUCUUAGCCAAAGAAGCUGAUCUCAUUGAUGGUCACGGGUACUUAAACUCAACUUCGGAUGAAGACUUUCAAUGCAAUUUAUACGUCAAUGAUGAAGAAGUGAUCCAGCCAAAUGAUUGCUUUGCGGAAAAGAAGGAAAAUAGCGACGAGAGCGUGCUUGCGGUGCAGUAUGAUAUUAAGCUUAGUCCCGGAUUGAAUGUUUUGUCGUUUGAAUGUAAAGUUGCUCCAGCAUUAAGCAAGAAAGUCAAAAACACAGUUUUGCAAGAACAACCCGAAGAGUUUAGUGGAAGCAGGCACACAAGACAUCAAUUACAGCAAAUGAAGAUGUCCUGGGAUGUAGAAACAGUCAAUUUCUACGUAGUAUGUAGUCAAUAUUGA